Paecilomyces variotii is the source of this 2298-nucleotide messenger RNA. Its product is annotated as calcium-activated chloride channel-domain-containing protein. The coding region runs from base 1 to 2298 and encodes 765 amino acids. Gene Ontology annotation, cellular component: cortical endoplasmic reticulum. Gene Ontology annotation, molecular function: chloride channel activity. The transcript has 5 exons. Gene Ontology annotation, biological process: chloride transmembrane transport. The record is from RefSeq and is a predicted model, not a curated record. NCBI's taxonomy places the organism in Eukaryota, Fungi, Ascomycota, Eurotiomycetes, Eurotiales, Thermoascaceae.
AUGGCCCUGUUUCUCGGUCAGCACCAGGCAGAGAACGAGAAUUUCGGGGUGGAUUGGGUCAUCCACUAUGAAUUUGAUGGUGUUGGUAUGGAUAAGAAAGCGCUAGCCUGCCAAGGCACUCAACAAGCAAUUGAGGAGUUCAAGACUCUGAUCAAUGAUCUCGAUGCGGUCGGUCUCCAGAUGGAAGUGCGCCAUGGCACUGGCGCCUCUUUGCUCGUCUUCGUCAAGGUACCGCGGGAACUGCUGGGAGCUGAGAUGUACAAGUCUAGAGUAAAAGACUGGUUGUAUGGCAUUUCGCAUGCGUUCCCAGAUGAUGAUGCCCACGCGCUCGUCGAGGGAGAAACCGAAGCGGAAGAGCUUCGAGCAAUCUACCAUCUCGUGACUUGGCAAAAAGAACAGGGCGGUGCAGGCAUCAUCGCGAACCUGGGAAAAUGGUCAAAUGUCAAGGCCUCGUUUCCCCUUCACAGCAAGAGCACCAACGAUGAAUUGCUCCGUAGAUGGAGCAAGGCGACCAUCCUGAGAGCGGAAGAUUUCGAUGAGAUACGGAGUCUGUUCGGUGAAAAGGUCGCCUAUUAUUUUGCUUUCAUCCAAUGCUACUCGAUUUUCUUAGUUUUCCCAGCAGUGUCUGGAUUCAUCUGCUGGGCGUUUUGGGGCCCGUACUCCAUCACGUUUGCGGCGCUGACUUGCUUAUGGAGUCUCGUUUUCGUGGAGUACUGGAAGCUGAAAGAAAAAGACCUUAGCAUUAGAUGGGGCGUCAAAGGCGUCGGGGCACUCAAGGUGAACAGGGAACAGUAUCAGUGGGAUAGAGAAGUCCUAGAUCCAGUCACAGGAGAGAUCAGACGGGAAUUUUCAACCAGUAAACAAAUUCUUCGUCAGCUUCUACAGCUCCCCUUCGCAGUUUUGGCCAGUACUGUUCUGGGGGUCUUGAUCGUCCUCACAUUUGCAAUGGAAGUAUUCCUCUCGGAGGUGUACCAAGGACCCUUCAAGAUAUACUUGGACCUUUUGCCCACGGUUAUACUCUCGCUUCUGUCGCCAACAAUAACCAAUUUCCUUACAGAUCUCGGGACUCGAUUGACCGAUUACGAGAAUUAUCGCACUUCAGACCAGUACGAACGAGCGCUGACCCAAAAGACAUUUGUGCUCAACUUUAUUACCUCAUUUCUUCCGAUAUUUUUGACGGCAUUCAUCUACGUCCCCUACGGCGCCAAAAUAGUCCCGUACCUGGACGUUUUCCGUGUCAAGGCAGCAAGAUCUUCCUUUCUGUGGGGUGGGCCGGUAACCGAGCAACAUUAUCCAGACCUUCACGUGGAUCCAGCACGACUCCAGCAGGAGAUUAUAUAUCUCACGGUGACUGCGCAGGUAUUAAGCUUUGGGGAAGAGAUGGUUAUUCCGUACAUCAAACGUCUCUUUUGGCGAAUGUACCGUGAGUACAAGAACAGAAAAUUAGAGAACAACGCUCGCCGACGUCCGCGUUCCCAAACUCUGGAUCUUUUGCUGAACGACAUGCCUGAGGAAUCACAAUUCCUAAAAACAGUCAGACACCAGUGUGAUGCUGAGUUGUACGAUGUUCAGGAGGAUAUUCUGGAGAUGUGUCUUCAGUUCGGUUACCUGGUCCUGUUCGGAGCAGCAUGGCCACUUGUUCCUCUAGGCUUCUUAAUCAACAACUGGAUUGAACUCCGCGGAGAUUUCUUGAAGAUUAGUUUGGAGUGUCAACGACCGCCUCCUAUUCGUGCUGAUUCCAUCGGACCAUGGCUUCAAGUACUUGAGUUUCUCACCUGGCUCGGUGGCCUUUCCAGCGCGGCAAUCGUCCAUCUUUACCGAGGUGAUAUCCAAACAGUGAAGCUGUCAUCUCUGCUAUUGACGCUAUUCGUUACGGAACAGGCAUUUCUUCUUGCCAAAUUUCUGGUCCGAACUAUUCUGCAGAAAAUCGGUGCCGAGACUCUCCGCCGCGAGGAGCAAUACUGGUAUUCUAUACGGAAGCGUUACCUCGAGACGUUCUCGGAUGAGGCUGCGAAGCUAUCGCGGGCGCGACGUAACUCGCGCAUCCCCCCUGGUUCAGUCGAAGGGAUAAAUCCGGCCUUCACGGGUGAAAAGCCUAAUUUCGUGACCCUAGAGGACGAGUUCGUUCCCAAGUUUACUCGAACAAACAGUGGCCGCUUGCAAAUUUCCGAACAAGCCACUCGAUUCUGGUCCUGGCAGAAAACAAGCCAACAGACUAUUGAUGCUGGCGUCAAACUUAUUCAGAUGCUGUCAGUGGCGGGGCAGUCUAAGAACGCCGCUGCGAAAAAGUCCCAGUGA